Molecule: messenger RNA, 17424 nt
Organism: Bemisia tabaci
Lineage: Eukaryota; Metazoa; Arthropoda; Insecta; Hemiptera; Aleyrodidae
Gene: Vps13D
Product: vacuolar protein sorting 13D
Biological process (GO): protein targeting to vacuole; protein retention in Golgi apparatus; mitochondrion organization
Molecular function (GO): protein binding
Source: RefSeq, a predicted model, not a curated record
UUAUCAGCUGACGUUUAGGGCGCGCUCUGUUUACUUAUCUUUUGAAAUUCUAAUUUUCGUUUUAUUAUGGAAAACACCAUUUUUGAAGGUUAUCUUCCUGUGAUAAGUAAUUUUGAAAAUGUCGUGUUUUAGAAUUAGUCAUCUCCCACUUCUAAUCGUCUCCUUAUAACGUCAGCCAUCAGUUAUGUUCGUGUGAUCACAUUAAUGAACUGUCCCUCAGAAACUAGUGAAGGAUUCAGCAUCAACCGCUUUGUGUCGAGUUCCUUUAUUAUUUUAGUUCUGUUUCAAUGCGAUCACUAUGCUUGAAGGUUUAGUCGCUUGGGUGCUGAACAAUUACUUGGGAAAAUAUGUAGAAAAUUUAAACACCGAUCAACUCAGCGUAGGUUUACUCAGAGGUGCUGUUGAGUUGGAAAAUCUGCCCUUGAAGAAGGAUGCACUUCGAGAACUAGGAUUACCGGUGGAAGUUCGGUCUGGUUUCAUUGGAAAAGUUAAACUUCAAGUACCUGUGAGCCAAUUUAGAUCAGCACCAUGGGUCAUACUGAUAGAAAAUUUGUAUUUGACUGUCGGUCCCAUCUUAAUCGAAAAGUGGGACGAAGUAGCACAGGAAAGGACAAUGCAAGAAUGGAAAAUGGGAUUGCUUGCAGACAUGGAGGCACGCUGGCGCGCCGAGCUAUCAGGAAAUCAAACAGGAGGUUAUUACGCCUCGAGUUAUUCCUCUUGGCUAGGAUAUGCAACAGGAGUGAUGGCCAAUAUUGUUGACAAUCUUCAGCUGAAAAUCAUUGAUGUUCACCUGCGUUUUGAGGAUGAAGUUACAUCUGACAGUCAAUCAUUUGCUGUUGGAGUCACAAUUGAGUCUCUCGCUGCCCAGAGUUGCAACAAAGAAUGGAUUCCUGGCUUUGUAUCUUAUACAUCUGACAGCAGUAAUGGUCAUUCAUUCAAGCUAGUUGAAUUAACAAAUUUAGCCAUCUACUGGGAUAUCAUACGACCACCCAAGCUUCUAUGGAGUCACACUAGUGCUAGUGAUCUUUCGAAAUUGCUGAGUUGUGCGGCAGCGGAUAAAAAUGAUCACCAGUAUAUCCUACCACCUGUAUGCGCAGUGGCGCAUCUUAAAAGAAAUCGUAGUGAUAAGCCUCUAAGAUCAAAAACACAUCCAAGAAUAGUUUGUGAUUUGCAGUUGGAAGAAGUAGCUCUUACUUUAUCGGAUUUGCAGUACAGUCUAGCUGUCAACUGUGUCAAAGGCUUGAAACGGAUUCAACUGCGCCAGAAUUAUAGAAAAUUUCGACCAACAUCAUCGGUCAAAGAAAAUCCUCGAGCGUGGUGGUUAUACCUUUUCAACUGUUUUCACUAUAAAAUCAAGAACACAAGCCGGGAGACUGCCUCCUGGCAACACUGCAUUCAAAGAGCGAAGGAAAAUGUAGCGUAUGUAGAUAUUUACUCCAAAGUUUUAUUAAGUCAGACUGCGUCUCCAACACUACUACCAGAAGAAAACCGGAUCAAAGACACCGUUGAGAUCGAACGCGGUCUAGAGGAGCUUGUAUCUUUGAGAGAGAUUGCAAUGUUUCGAGUGCGACCACCUCAGCCUACCUCACCCCCAGUUACAAACGGAGGGGCAACUGCGCAAGGGCGUAGCAUGCUUCUAAGUUGGUUUCCUCAAUGGUGGGGAUGGUAUUCCGCCACGCAGCCCAUUGAAGGUGACCUUUCAUCUGGAACUAAAGACACUGGCCAAUUAGAUGAUGAGAUCUUCGAUGCGAUCGCUGACACUAUGGAGAACAAUACUUUGCUGAAGAGGGAUGCUGUUUUUGGACAGUUUAAUUUCACUCUCAAGCAGGGGGGCAUCAGCCUAUGUUCGGUUUAUAGAUCUAGUAAUGGGGCUUUUGAAAGUCGCUGCACAAUGCGAUUACAAUUCAGUAAUAUGUCAAUUGGGUAUGAGUCAAGACCUCGAACUGGUUCUCAUAAAAUCAGCGGUGCCCUAGGAACGGUAUCUCUCCAUGACCUGUUGACUGAAAAUUCGGCCUUCCCUGUUCUUAUUUCUCCUCAAAGCAGCAACGAAGCACCAAGCAGUCGUCCUAGCCGAACUCUCUCUUCAUCUCUAGCGCGUCUCAUUGGUCAGGAAUCCCAACCGGAUCCACAACCUACCAAUCUAUUUCAGUUCAGUUACGAAUACAAACCAUUUCAUUCUAACGUAGAUUAUAAGUUGGCAGUCCAGUCACAAUCGUUGGACAUAGUUUACAAUCCGUCUGCUACUAAAUGGUUAAUAGAUUUCUUCACAAAACCUCAUCAAACGCAUAGUUCACAACUACGUCAAGCAGCUCGCCAUGGCUACAAUGCGAUGAAGCAACGGACCAGAAAAGAGCUCCUUAAAAACUGGGAAAAUAUAUUACGUGGAAGCGUUGUGGAGACUCAUCGAAAACAAUGGGACAUCGAGCUCAACAUCUCUGCCCCACAAAUAUUCCUUGUCGAGCAUUUCACAGAUAAAAAUGCUGUCCUGUGUGUUGUGGAUUUUGGUAAACUUUUGUUUACCAAUAAAACAAUUGCAUCCUCGAGCGUUGUGGCUGAUAAUCAAAGUAGCAUGAAAGAAGAUGAAGAAGAAGAGGAAGAUGAGUUUCAGACACCAUGUUCAACCCCUCCAGGAAGCGAGACGAGUGAAAUGGAUUCCGUGUCAUUCAACGCAACAAGUAACAGUGAUUUCAUUAGUGAGCUCUCGUUUCACCAGAAGCUUUAUAACAGCUAUUCGCUGCAUCUGUGCGAUCUGCAGAUUUUAGUCGGUCAUGUCAAAGAUAAUUGGAAACACGCCCAUGUCAAAGGAGCAUCGACUCUACAUGUUCUCGAUAGAUUUAAUAUUAGUCUUCAGAUUGAAAGGCGUGUCAUAUUUACAAUUGAUCCUCAAUUUCCUAGUCUUGUUUUAACUGGUAGUCUUCCAAAGUUAGUCGUACACAUUAACGAACAAAAAAUUCAAGCCAUGAGAACACUGUUGUCCAUCUUGUCUGGUGCUGGAUUACCGUCACCUUUCCGAUCUCCAGAUACACCUUCAGACCUUGGUGUCAAAGAAUUAGACUCAGAGCCAGUGGAGGACACAUCAGCUCUACCAAAUGCUGAGCCAAUGGAAAGUGACCAGUAUGCUCAGUUGCAGUUCACCGUCAACCAAAUGUCACUUGAGCUUCAGUCACGUGGUCGCGCAGUUGCCGAGGUCCAAGUAUGUCGUGUGCGCGCUGCUUGCUGCCAGAAACUUUCGAAUACGCACGUUUCCCUCUCCGUUCACUCUCUCCUGGUGGUUGAUGCCCUCCAGACAUUCGGCCCAGAUUUUGAACUCCUCGCUGCUAGUCAUAAACAUGUUGGGAUGGACAGUGUCAGUGGUAGUCUGAGAGACAGUGAUCCCACAUCACCGUCCUCACCUUCCUCCCCAGAUCCUUUAGGCGGGAAACUCACUUCUCCGGCUAUUUUAUCACAUGCUCUCUCUACAUUGUCGCAAGACUCUUCGCCAUCGCCACAGAUACAGUUCAGAGUCUCAUCACCGAUUGCUCCGUUCCCAACUACUCAAACACCGGUGAUGGCAGCGCAAGACACGGAAGCCCUCAUUUCUGUAGAUCUACUGUUCGAAUCCAGUCAAGAUCCAAGCGGUGGUCAUCUGAAAAAAGCCAACAUUCAGUUCAAUAAUUUGGAUAUUAUAGCAAAUCAAGAAACAAUUGUUGAAUUGAUUGGUUUCGCUAAGCGAAUUUUACCCCCCUCAAAACCUAGUCAUAAUUCUCAUCACUACUUUAAUGCAGCUAAUGUUAUGACCGCUUCUGUGGAGACGCUAGAAUUUUUUGAACCUGAUUACUUUAUCAGACCGAGAACGCAGUCAACAGGGAACAAACCAAUGCCUAAAGCAGUGAAAUCAACCAUUCAAACAGAGCUCACUUUCAACUUCCACCGUCUGAACGUACUCCUGAUGCGGGCAGUGGUGAAGGAUAGUAUAGUUAUUGGUCGCAAAAUAGCAACUGCCACAUUAAGCGGUGCCAAAAUACAAGCUGUUGUCGGAAACGAUCUAGUCGUAGAAGGCUCUCUUGGUGGUCUGCAAGUUUUAGAUCUAACGCCUGAGGGCCAAACUCAUCAGCGCAUCAUUAGUUUUGGAAGAGAUCCUCUAACGGAGCCAGAGAAUACGGACUUAUUUUCAUUCCUCUCUUCAGAUUUGUAUUCGAUGGCCAACUCACAAUCAGAUAAAAAACAAGAGACUGGUGCAAUUCAGGCUUUAAGUUUUAAAAUUAAGAGACCUUUACUCGAACAAAGUAAUUCCAAAAGCCAACAAGAUUUUGCGGAUGUUUUUGUUAAAUUGGCCUCUGUUUGGUACACCCAUUCUCCUCAUUUUAUUUGUGAGUUGCGCUCCUGUGCCACUGAAUUUAAGCAAUAUCUCACCAAUCUAGCAAGGCACAUAGCAUCUUCCGCAACGGAGAUGGCUAUGGGUCUUGUACAUUCCAGGGCUGACUCCUUGGCGCAAAGCCUUUCGAUGAGUAGCAAACUUUCAUUGUAUGGUUCCUCUUUUGAUGUACUGGCCUCCCCUCAAAAGAGGCGUAGAAGUAUAUCGCAAUCCUCAGAUUCUCCUAGUAUUAUUUGUGAAGAAGAAACUCCGAACAUCAAUAUAAGGUUGGACAUAAUCAUGGACAGUCCAGUGUGCGUUCUGCCACGAUCAACGAGUAGUCAUGAGGUUUUAGUUGCUCAUCUUGGGCGAAUUUCCGUCACUAACAGCCAACCUUUUUACGGCGAAACCCCUUGCACCUGGAAAGAGGAACUGGACCUUUGGGCUCACAACAAAGAAAAAUAUCUAGUCGAAAUUCGGGAUAUGAAUCUCCACUCUCUUGAUAUCCAACCAAGAAUUCUCUCCUCUACCAAUCGGAACCAAAGCAGCUCACAUUUAUCCCUGUCAGAGAGUCAUUUACUUCCGGCUGCCAAGCUUUACAACUGCUUAGCUGAUAGCAAACCUGUACUUCACGAUACAGCAAUAGACCUGCACAUCGAACGUGAGGUUGGACGCAGUAUUAUGAAACAAUCUCUGGAAGAUAGUAUUUUGCUUGAUGGAGUCGAUUUUAACGUUGAAAAAUUGGACACCUUAAGCAUUUCUGGAUCUGUGAUAACCUCAUUAAAAGUUUCCUUGGCUCGUCAGCAAUACCUACAACUCUUAGAUACGGCUAAUUAUUUACUCACAGCUGACUAUCGUCCAUCCCCAUCUCUGAUCACAGCCCCGAACACAAAGUUAGAUAACAUCGAAGAAGAGAGAUCAGCGUUAUCCACCUUGGAAUUAGAUCCAUCUUUGAGGCAUCGAAUGUUGAGUCAUCUCACUGUAAAUCACGUUGAUAGUGCCAAUAAACAGUUUUUAACUUUGAAUGUUGCAUUUGAUCUACCAGUUUUUUCAAUGGAAUUGAAGGCUGACUUAGGUUCUGGCGAGCAAGGGCUUGUCGACCUCUCUUUUCAAAAUCUUUCCGUUUCUUAUGAUCGCUCUCUCCCACAUGAAACUAACCUUCAGGUUUCCUUAAGGUCCUUUGUCAUGGAAGAUUUAUCUCAGGAACAAGAUUCAAAACACAGAUUCAUAGUUCAGUCUCUCAAUUCAUCUCAAUCGAAGAGCCUUGAAAUCCCAAGUUGUACGUAUUUAUCAACGUCGUGUCCAAAUCUUUUACCUCAUCAACUCUCCAAGAUGCAGACGCAAACAUUUUGUGGCUCGUUGCCCGAUCACCUCCACACUGAAAUGAUUCUCGGUGCCCCCAGACAGUCAACCCUUCCAACAGGUAUAUCCAUAAGACCUACAAAACCAUCAAGACAGGAUCCGAGCGAAUAUCCGAGCACUCCUCCGCCAUCACCUCGCAACAAAUCAUCCCCGCCCUUAUUCCCGGAAGAAAACCUUGUAUCCAUCAAUGUUUUAAUGUAUGAUGAGGAAGCAUCUCAAAGAAAAGCUAAUAACGUCUACAAGAAAACUGCUGUUGAUUUCAAUAGUUUAGAUGUCAUCGUCAAUGUAGAGUCAUGGGUCGUUGUUUUGGAUUUUUUCGGUAUCAGCUCCCCAGAUGUUGAACCGAGACCUGUCGCAGACCCCAAGAAAAUAAAUCUCAAUGCUCGCAUGAAUCAACCAAGUGUUAAUUUAGAGCAAACUAAGAUAGAUGAUCAGAGAGCUAUCAAAGAGGAGGAAAAGGCGGAGCUGACUGUUAGCAUUUGCUCACUUUCCUUGAUCCUCAACAAGACUGAAUAUGAAAUCGCCCGCGCUAAUGUUUCCAAUUUACAAGCAGUAGUUUUAAGUUCCCAGUCAGCGACCAUAGUUGAGGGCACUGUCAACUCGCUGAACCUUUACGACCUCACGUCACAUAGAGGACUGUAUAGCAAUCGCUUUAUCACAUCGGAUCUGAAUAUUCAUCUCUUCCGGUACAGUGAUAGGAGCUUAAGGCAUUUACGAGAAUUUGACACUCAUCUGAAACUAGUCAUGUCCUCCGUUGUUUAUGUCCACUCUCAACGCUUCGUCACGGAGCUUCAAGCAUACUUUGCUCAUUUUAACCGAUUGCAACGGGUUCUUGGUAGUAUUCGCUCUUCAACAAAAAUUCAAGGUGAUCCAGUCGGUUCUCGCAUUUCUCUAGAAAUCUCCGCCAAAACUCCAGUUGCUUUGGUCCCUGUGAGCUCCCGGAAACCAGAUCUAUUAAUUGCAGACUUAGGAAAAUUAACAGUGAACAAUACUUUCAAAUGGUGUGGUGAUAUUGGAACGUUAAGCUACCUGAAACUAGAUCAAUUUGAAGAAAAUGAAAGAUGUUUGCUAGACGUAUCCCAAAUCGAGUUAUUGAACAUGGAUCUCUAUGCUGGAUCGCUUCUGUCCUGUGGCUUUGUUGCCAGCGUUUCCAAUAGUUCAUGUGUGCUGUUUGGUGGUUAUUUAAUCGAGAAGAAAGGACCUAGUUUGCUGCAAGAAAAGUGCGAAUUGAAACUACAAGUCGAGCGCAAUCUAAUGUCAUCAGUUACUAAAAUCGUGCCAGAUCUUAGUAUAAGAGGAAAUAUCACAACCCUAGCAAUAAGAUUGGAUGUACCCCAAUACCGGUUGGUGAGAGGACUCUUAACUUACAACAUCGGAGAAAACGUUGCUGAAAUUUAUCAGACUAUUCCAGUUCAAGAUGACGAAGCCUCUGCCCAUGACCAAGUUUGGACAACCCAGUCAAUACUGUUGGAUCUUGUCGAUGUCAGUAUUACCUUGCUAAGUGAUUACUCAGAAACUGAUAUCGUUCAACCAAUAGCCUGUAUAAACUUCAUCAAGUCAAAAUUAACUGUUGAAUCUUUCAGCGAUCUGUCUCAAGAUAUCGACCUUCUCUCCCAAGAAAUUCUAGUCAUUGAUUCAAGGUUCCAAAGUGGAGCUGUCAAACCUGCAAAUGUUUUUACAAAUAUCCUACAACCAAUAGAAAAAGAAAAUUUUAGCAAUGUACAAGCUGUAGUUCAUCACCGUAAACGCUUAAAUAGUUCCAAAACUACUGUCCUCUUGAAUAACAUGCGAGUUAUGCUAAUUCUAGAUUGGUGGGAAACCAUGCGAGACUUCAUAAUGCAAACCAUAGACUAUUCAUCAGAAUUAGAUGCUUUCUAUGACAGUGCAGCCACAAGUGGAAAUCAGCUAAACGGACCAGCUGCGGUAGAAAUGAAGAUCAACAUUACGGACUCGGAAAUCGUUGUUGUAGAAAACACAUCUCAGUGGGAUACAAAUGCUGUUAUCCUCAAAAGUACAACCGUCAUAAACUAUCGUCCAGCGGUCUACGAGAAACCGUUGUCAUGCAACAUAAACCAGUGUGAAGUAUUCUCCUGCAUUUUGGGAAUGGAAGAAGAAACUGCCCUAUCGAUUAUCGACCCGGUGACCGUAAAUUGUGAGAUUGUCACAAAACAUUCACUCCCUGGUGAUGCGGUGCGAGUGCUAAAAGUCCAAAUGCACCAUCUGAGCAUCCGUCUGUCGUACCAUGACGGUUUGAUGUUCAUGCAAAUUUUGAAAUCGAUUCCCAAGCAAACAUUGAGAGCACGCACGAAUUCUAACUCACCGAAAAAGACAAACAAACAGCAACAAAUCGGCAAGUUAGCAUCUCUCGGAUUCAGUUUAGCAGACUGCGCUGUUGCUUUGGAAAAGUGCGAAGAUUUAGACGAAGCAGCUUUGUGGCUGACACAAAACUCGACCCCGGUGGUGUCAUCGUUCUCUCGGACAGCAGACUUUGACUCGCACAUGAACCCGUCAGGGCUACAUUUUGAUCGGGUCGAAUUGAAAACUGAACAACUCAGCAUUUGCAUCAUUGAUGACUGCAGAGACGCUGACGUUCCUUUGAUCGAAAUCUCUCUCUGUAACUUGUUCCUCAAACAAGGUAUCACCGGCAAGUUUGGAGAAAUCUAUUGUUCCUUAAACUGUGAUUACUACAAUCGGGUUCUAUCCGGUUGGGAACCUUUCAUUGAAUCAUGGCUGUGUGAAAUUAAGUGGCAGUAUUACAGUAAGACUGGCACUAGUCUCCGUAACGAAAGGCUCGAACUGAAUAUUCUAAGUCAAGAAGUUCUGAAUGUAAAUAUCACAAGUACGUUUAUCGAAUUGUACAGUAGCGUGAAAGAAAAUUGGUAUCAAGAAUAUAACUCAAAUCAAAAUACUCUGGACGAUAGUGAUAAGGCAGCAAGUCCGGUCAGCUACCGCAGGAGGGCUCCGUUUAUUCCGUUUGCACUGAAGAAUCAAACCGGCUCAAAAUUAUGGUACACCCCCAUUUUAGCAAACACCGAUAGUGAUUGGAAUCUGGAGACUUCUCCUGAGUUGCAAGCUUUGGAGGAAAAUAGAUCGUGGCUUUGCGUCGAGCCUGGCGCUACGGUGCCGUUCUCUUUCGAGAUGAGAGCAAAAGUUCGCCACAGGAAUUCUCAUCGGCUCUGUGCCCAUCGACUUGGAGUGAGGGUUGAUGGGUGGCGGCCUGUUCAACCGGUCUCGGUGGAUCAAGUGGGUAUCUAUUUCCGGCAAGCAGUUCCGGUCACCAUCAGCUCGAACCUGCCCCCCACAAGGAUUGUCUUCGAAGUUUCUCUUGAAGGCUCUGCGAGGAAGCUCAUAACAAUUAGAUCUGCUCUUUUGAUCCAAAAUAAACUUGAGGAAUCGAUUGAAGUCAAAUUGGAAAAUUCACCGUCCAUGUCAAUUGGAGCUGACACAAGUCACAUCACAGUAAUGGAGCCUAAUUCAUGUGAAGCCGUGCCUCUUACGCACACUCUAGCCCAAAUAACUCUACGGCCACUACGAAUGACGAACGUACCCUCUUCUCAAUACCACACUUUCAGCAGUCGCCCAAUCGCAUGGCAACACGUUCAAAAACCUGGCGAAAUCAUCGAAGAAAUACGACACUGUCAUAUAAACAAAGGGCCCUCUUAUAAAUUCUGCACGGCCGUCUAUCGAGAGAACUACCCUUGCGACGUAAUUAAACCAUUGUCACCACCUGUAAUGAAUCUGUGGGCACAACCUGCUCACAUAAUCACGAUACUAAGCCCCAUCAUAAUCGUAAAUCUGCUUCCUUACGAGCUGCACUACAUCAUUCCAGACGUCGCGCUUGGCAGAAUCAAACCAGGGCAAAAAGCAUUCUUGAAUGAGAUCGACCCUCUUGAAAGCUCUGCCGAAAUCAGUUUUCAUCUUGAAAAUUUCCCCAGUGCUGGGACUGUGAUAAUUCCAGCCUCGCCAUCUAGUUUUGUGGGAAAGUUAAGAUUACACGACAAUUUUGGCCGGAAAUUACAACUGAAAGCAACUGUAAAUGUGAAAAAAGGCGAGGGUAUCCAGGUUCUCGUCAGUGCAGCCUAUUGGAUAAUGAACAAAACAGGCCUACCAAUUGUUUUUAAACAAGAAGGUGUGUCGAUCGAAACAGCCGGCCAGUCAGAAGAACAUGAGUUUGCCAGAAUGAUGGCACCUCUUCUCUUUUCGCUUGCUGAUAAUGAAGCGAGCCCAACUGUAGUUGCUCGAAUUGGUAGUCGUGUACACAGUGAAACAUCUCCUGUCUGGUGCACGCCAUUUUACCUACAGCCUGGUGUUGCCGUGCGACGGUUGACAAUGUCUCAUGCAGACAACAGACCAGACAUUGUGUAUGUUGUUGGUAUCGAAAUUCGUGUGGGUCGAGGUUUGUACCGUGAAACCAACAUGGUCACCCUUUCAGCUCACUUUCAAGUCCACAAUAAGUCAAGUUAUCACCUGCAACUCGCACAAAAAUGUUUGGCAACCGCACUCGUUAACCCUGGAACUCAGGGUUCAUACUCAGAAGCGAUGCCAAGCUCCUCAACACCCUUUCAUUGGCCGCUACUCGAUAAAGAGCCCUUAAUGUGUGUAAGAAUUGUGGAUGUUCCAAAUUGUAUGUGGUCAGGAGGUUUCCACAUCGAUCGUAAUGACUCAUUCCAUAUCAAUAUCAGGGAUAUUAGUGGUAAAAUGUACUUUUUACGCACAGAGGUUGUUCUACAAAAAGCAUCAUAUUUCAUCAUUUUCAUGGAUGCUAGUACGUUACCUCCGCCUCUCCGAAUCGACAACUUUUCUCUAGUCUCGCUUCAGUUUUAUCAAACCAACAUCAACUCUGCAAGUACUGUCAGAGCAAACUCUUCGAUUCCUUAUGCCUGGGAUGAGCCAAUGUAUCCAAAAGUACUUACUUUAGUCGCGCCUGGAGGAGUAUCUGCUGAUUUUAAAAUGAAUGAAGUUGGCUCAACAAACGGAUUGACGUAUGAAAAUUUUAUCUACAUCGCAUUUACUGGAACUUUCAGCAGGGUGCCUCAAAGUAAUUCCAUUUUUGAUCCGCUUGAUGUUCAGUGUCAGCAGUUAGUUCUGGAUGUCCCUGAUAAUUCAGAUAGGGUGAUCCUGAAUCGCAAACAGCAGGGAGCAAGAUCUCAGCUGUGGCGAAUGACAGCUGAGGGUCAGUUGCAGCAUGAAGGCUCCAGUCCCCCAAGAGAUCCGUCCGGAAAGAUGCCCUCUCCAGUUUCUGACAAUGUUAUGGUGCUAGACAUAUCUGGUCCUGCUCCUCAGCCAACUGAAUAUUCAGGUUUGGUGCUACGUCGACCACAUCAAAGGAGGAAAAUGACUCAAACAUGGCGUUUCACCGAGGAAGGACGGCUGUGUUGUGCACACAACAAUAUGUGCGUUCAAGCCAAGGAUGGAUUCUUCGGUUUAAGACCUGAUUCUUCAGGUCAAUUUUGGCAAAAGUGGAGUGAAGCUGUAUUAGGACCACCGCAAGCUGUUUGUCAUCAACGAACACCAGAGGGUGUGCCUUUAGAGCAAGCUGUAUCGAGACAACGAUUAAGGCCCGGCUCUGGGUUUUUGUCUGGAUGUGUCACAACAGACGGACCAACUAUCGUCCUUCAGAUAUCAGACAUUCAUGAAAAGCAAGAUUAUGCAUCAAUGGAAGACAAAGACUGGGUGCAGAUAGCCGUUAGUCAGCGACCCACUUCUCUGUCUCAUAACAGUAACCUCACACCUACCUCCAACUUCAAAGAAAUGAUGUUGAACAUAGAUUUGAGGUCUGGGAUGGGCAUCAGUGUCAUUUCAAGAAAACCCUGCGAAGAACUUCUGUUCUCUCGGCUAACUGGCAUUCACUUGGUGAUGAAAAGAGCCAACAAUUGCGAGAGCACCAUCUUGAGGAUUCAAAACUUGCAAGUGGAUAAUCAGCUUUUUGAGGCACAGUGUCCCACUGUAUUGUAUGUUACACCAAACGGUCGCUCGUCACUUCCUGAAGAGACAAACUCUCCGAUUCUGCGGUUGCAGAUCGAUAAGUGUCUACCUAAACCUGGAUCGCAAAACAAUACCGAAAUCAUCCAGUCAUGCAUUUUAGAAAUCAAAAAAUUCUCCGUGAUUCUUGAAGAGCAACUUGUUUUGAAGAUGUUUGCUUUUGCCGGCCUUGGCCCUAACGAUCAUGAAUGUGAGAACACUUGCGAAAACGACUACGAAACCCAACGUAUUCUCACGGAAGUUACAUCAGUAAAUGCCAAGCGGUAUUAUUUUGGUGUAUUGCAGUUAGUGCUUGGUCGGGUACGCUUAAGUGUGACGACUAGCAGUAAACUCUCCACCAACUUGAAAGCAAUCAAACGAAAACUAGGACUGACUCUCAUCAAAUUUGAGGAUGCGGCUGUCGAAAUACGUCCUUUCAUCAGAACCCAUAUCUUCGAAACAAGUCAAUUCCUGUUUCAACUUCUGUUGAAGCAUUUUAGAGAUGAAUUAAAAUGGCAAGCUGCAAUAAUUUUGGGUUCAGUUGAUUUCCUUGGCAACCCAAUCGGAUUCUUCAGUGAUGUAUCGGAAGGAUUUUCAAAUCUAAUUUAUGAUGCUAGUGUCGGUUCAUUCUUCAGAAAUCUUACUCAUGCUGCCUCAAAUUCUGCUGCUAAAUUCACUGGCUCCCUCUCGGACGGCUUGGGGCGUGUAACCCUUGAUGAAGAACAUGAGGAGACCCGCAGGAGGAUUCGUAAACUCCACUCUGGCACAAGUCAAGGGCAUCUUGCCGCAGGAUUAAAAGGCUUUGGUUAUGGUUUGAUUGGUGGUGCCACUAGUAUCGUAAAGCAAACUUAUGAUGGGACAGCAAAUGAUGGAGUUCAGGGAUUUCUGUCUGGUCUGGGCAAAGGUCUGGUCGGUACUAUAACCAAACCAGUUGUAGGAGUGCUGGAUCUAGUUUCUGAGACUUCAAGUGCCAUCCGAGAUUCAAGCAGAAGCUCAAGCAAAGCCAUUCCAAAAAGAGUGCGGCCACCAAGAUGUGCUGUGGGGCCUGCCGGCUUGUUACCGGUUUAUUCAAAGCACCAAAGUCAAGGCCAGCAGUACCUGUACACAAUCAAUGAGCACGAUUACUCUGAAUUAUUUAUGGCAUAUGAAAUACUGAGACCUGGGUCAGAAGACCUCCGAAUUGUGAUUUCGACCCAAAUGAUCCGUAUCUUCACUGUCAAUGCAAGCAACACUCCCUCUGUUGUCACAAAAAUCAAUUUAAAUCAUAUUCUGCACUGCCAACCUCUAAUAUUACAAGGAAUGGAAGGCAAUUGGAUGUAUUAUAUUGAAUUGAAACUGCAUAGUGAUUCAACGGUCAGAUAUUUUGAAGAAGAUCCAGUGAAGAAACCAAGAAUACGUUGUGAAACCAAAGAUAUUGCUUUCUGGGUAUCAGAGCAAAUAAACUAUGCUCGUAAUGUCUAUAUGGAAAGACACAUGACACUUUCCUCCACCGCUGAUGACAUGCCAGGUGACUAAAAGGAGCUCUCAAGCAAUACUUAGUAUUUAUGAUAGCAUUAAACUAAGAAAAUCAUAUUUUAGAAUCGGUAGAAUCUGUACUGAAUUUUGAAUUAGCAUCUAGAAAGGUUUAUGAAUUUUCCAAAACUCUUUUUUAAGUAAGAAUUCCUUGUUUUUCUACCGAGCAGAAUGAUUCCGGUUUUCUGGAUGCUAUUUUACCCAUAAUUGACAAUUAUCAGGAUAUUUUCAUUUUUCCAUUGCUGAAGAAAUUCAUUUUUAUGUAUUUGAUUGAAUGUGGUAGAUUGCACUCUCUGCCAUUUAUUAGAGUUGAGGUGCGCUGCAUUUAUUUAAAUAUACUCACGCUUAUUAGUGUCUAGAACAAAUUAAGCUCUGAAAAUUGUGAUUUUUAGUAAGCAGUAAAAGUCUCUUUAAUGGCGAAAGUAUUAUGAACUAUUUUUCAAUCUUCAUGUUUUUGUGGAUUUGAAAAUGAUCAGAAACGUGGCUGUAUAAAUUUAUUUUGAACAAAGUGAUACUUUAACAUGCUAUCAUGAGCUUUGUUCAACUUUCUUCACAAGAAUCGCAUGACUAAAUUUAAGCUUUUGAUGUUCAAAAGACUUAUGACUAACUAUGUCAUACUAUAAAACAAAGGAGUAAAUCACGCAUGAAUCGAUUUUAACAGAGACGCAUCAAGUCGGAAUCGAGAUAAAGAGGUUGGAAGUUUUAUUACUGCAUGAGGCUCAAUGUUGAGGACAAAUUUUAAUUUUUAUGUUUUACAUAUUUUUUCUCGCCUUUGAAUUUCUGACAGGAGAAAAUCUAUAAGCAGUUGAAUUUAAAACAACUCCCAAUUCAUUUUUUGUGACUUGGGGCGUCUCUGCUUAACUCGGGCCAUUUGAACUUCCUGUAUGGAAAAAAAAAGAUUUUCUUAGACGUAGACUGUUUAGAGUGUUUUGUUAGUAACAGUCGUAGUUCAGUAAACUAACAUUUUGACUUGUUUCUCCGGGUUUUUUGACUGUGUAGGUAUAUCAAGUAUAAAAAAAGAAGAAGAAACAGUAGACAAGAGCAAAAUAUUUUGUAAUUGUCACAGUUCUUUGAGAGGCUUUAAGUGCUUUAAUUUUAUGCUUUGGAAGGUUGAAAAAGUCUAAAAUGCUCAUAUUUCUCAAUAUACAGUUUUUUUUCUAGUUCAAUCUUUCAUCUCCGAAGAAUGAUGUAUGUUCUAUAUCAUUGAGUAAACUUUGAUAAAAAUGGGAUUGAUAACUGAUGAAUGGAUUGUAUCAGCGACUGUUUUAUUUUCUCUCUUCUAAGUUCAUGUUGUGCCUUACGUAUUGCAUGAGUUAAUUUUUGCAGAAAAUCACUAUGGUAGGGGCGUACCUCCACUCAUGAGGCUCUCAAAAACAAAGUGAAUAAUCAGUUUGGUUAACCAAUCAGAAAUUAAGAUGAUCAUUAAGAUGGCAAGUGCUCUAUUUUCUACAGAUUGAUCAUUGGUUUUAUGAUUUUGAAGAGGAAAAUAUGUAAGCAUAGAAAGGCAAGGUAUGGAAAAACAAGAAAUUCAGCGCCACCUAAAUUUCUAUAUUAUUUCGUUUAACGAUUCCUCUGAUCUCUUGAACACGAUGAACUCUCAAAAUCGAACUUUGUGCCCAUCACAAGAAAAUAAGAGCUGAAAAGUGCAUUUUUUGGCCCUCUUACAUGGGUUGUCUUAAAUAGAAGCUUUUGCUUUGUGUUAGUUGACUCUGUAAGGCACCCUCUUAUUGUUAGGACGAAUUUCCUUAUUUUCGUCUGCCAUAUCCUCCAGGCCUGCAAAGAAACACCAGGAGGAAAAUCUCCUCCAUAACCAGUAAAAUUUGCAACAUUUCUUCCGUGAAUCAAGUGUAUAUAUGCCAAAAAAUGCACUUUUCAGCCCUUAUUUUCUUGAGAUUGGCGUGUAGAAAGUUAAAUUUUCAAAGCUCAUUGUGCUGUAGAGGUUGUAAAGAAUGUUACAUUUAAAAAACAUCUAAAUUCAUUGAGUACCAAAUUUUUCGGUAUUCUAUGCUUAGCAUCUGAUGCUCGGUGCAUGGAUAGUUAGUCCUACUUUUUUCCCAAACAAAAGCAUUUUACAUGUCAAAUUUGUUGCUAAUUUUCAAUCUGCACAAAAUGUAAAUCAUGAAUCAAUGAAUGAUCAUGAAUUGCCUGGAGCUCAUUUUUAUUUUUGAACGGGGAGAGGGGGGGAUGCAUUUUUCCCCCUACAUAUUUCCAAACUUUCAUCAUGGGAAGGUCAUGCUCUCACCUGAAAAGAUUUGAUAUCAUUGCACAUGUAUGUUAGGCUCAUGAAGCACUGAAUAUUUUCGAAAUAAUAUAAAAAUUUUUAAAAUAUUAUAUAUUAAUAUAAUUUAAAAUUUAAUAAUCUUGAUUUUAAUAAAUUUAAUUUUAUUAAUAUAUUUAUAAAAAUAUUUUUGAAGCGGUAUUAUGUAAGUAUUGUAUCUUUGUACACAGUUGUGAACCUGUUGUUUUGUUGAUUUUUUCUGUUAAAGAUUUCCUCUGUAAAUAUUGCGCUAAGUCAAUUUAUCAACAUCUAAAGUUUAAUUUUUUUAAACCAAAGUUAAACCUAUGUAUUUCGGUAUUUGUUUAAAUUAUUUUUGCGCCCUCCUGAAUUUUAUUUUUCUAUUUUAAGAGUUGGUGACACAUUUUAAUUUGAUAAAAAUACGCCACAAGCUAACGUAGACCUAGUUUUAAGUAAUUCCAAAUUCGGUAGUAAUAAUUUGUUGUUCCCCUUGCCAGUCAUUAGAAUCUUAUCCUGUAGAUGUGGUUGCCUGUACUAACCAUCCAUAUAAAAAGUAAUUUUUUUGUCUUUGGAAUAUUUUUUCGAGAAAAACUUUGUUGCAAUAAUUAGUGUCCAAGUAUUGACCCCAGAAUCAGGUUACAUGUAGGAAUAAGUGUCUUUUGGGUGGAAUAUUAACAUGGAUCAUUUGGGAAAUUAGCAUCAGGUUUAGGCUUGUGUAUAUUUUUGUAAGUUCCUAUUUUUUCUUUUCUGCUUAUGUUGAGGUACACUGCCAUAUUAAGGAAGUACGGCGUAUGAACAUUCGAGAGUUGCGAAAUUUCCUCCUAUAAAAUGAUUCUUUUUCAGAAAUGGUGUGAAUAUUUUCCCUUGACAGUUUCAGAUAAUUGAGAUUUGAUCGCAAAUAAAAUUCACAGAAGCGUCCAGGGGAAAAUUUUACAUUUUAUCACAGGAAAUUCAAUGUCUGAAAGCUCAUAUGGCGUUCUUUCUUAGCAUGGCAACACAGUAAUCCCUUGAUUAUCCGUCGAUUUGUAGUGAGGGCUGCAUUAGAUAUUGAAAAAGUCAGAAAUCGAAACUAUUUAAAGAGGCUGAAAAAAUUCCGUUUCAGAUCUGUUUUUAACCAGAAUGGACAAGCUUGGCAAAUUUUGCAUUGUAUUUGGUGAACGUAUUUAUUUAAGUGAGAGGAAACACCUAAACCCACAUUUAUAUUCAAUUAUUUCCUGAAAAAACUAGUUUUUGUCGUUUUGGCUAAUUUUUUUUGCUCAAUUUUGACUGUAUUGGAUAACUACCGCGUUGGAUAAUUAAGGGUCGGAUAAUCGGGAUAUUACUGUAAUUAGUCGUCAUUUUCUUUUUUGAUUGAUAAAAAACCAUUUUUAUGAAAUGACUAAAAACAUGUAGACCUGACCGGAUAUCAUUUCUGAAUUUUUAAAGACUCCAACUUCAAGUCUUGAAAAUUCCUAAAAUUUAUGUUGCUAUUAUUUCAUUCAAUUUACUUUCAUGUGUACAAUAUUAAUAAUUUGAAUUAAAUUUUUUAAUGCCAGUAAAACCUACAUUCUCAAGCAAUAUUUCUGACUUAAAACGGUCUCUAAUUUUCCUGUAAGUGAUCUUUUCUUUCUUGUUGCCCUUACGGGUAGGGGAAGUAUUUUUUUUACUUCUACGAAUGAACCGUUAAAAUACGUACUUUCUUUCCUCUCUGUAAGUAUCUCCUUUUCUCCUGUAUUGUUUCCUUGUCUCAAAAUGUACAGAAGAAGCAGAAAUUAAGGUUUUUAUCCCACUAGUCUUUUUCUUUAAAGUUUGCAGAACAAGUGUGAUCACAACAGAAAAUGUAUGUAUUGAUUUCAUUUCAACCUUUACUUAACUCAGUGCGAAUGUUAAAUCAUCAAAGAGUAAAUGAUUAUCCUUUCCCUGGAAUUGUUGUACAAAGUUUUUCACAUUUAUUUUGUUACGUUCAACUGUUUUUAUUUUAAGUUACCAUCUUGGAUGACUUUUUAAAUAAAACCAAUCUGAAAGAUUUUUCCUUUUAUAA